Perca fluviatilis (European perch) is the source of this 1625-nucleotide messenger RNA. It is a transcript of the gene fblim1, whose product is annotated as filamin binding LIM protein 1. Lineage: Eukaryota; Metazoa; Chordata; Actinopteri; Perciformes; Percidae. Gene Ontology annotation, molecular function: filamin binding. Bases 237 to 1406 code for a protein of 389 amino acids. The record is from RefSeq and is a predicted model, not a curated record. The transcript has 8 exons. Gene Ontology annotation, cellular component: stress fiber; focal adhesion. Gene Ontology annotation, biological process: cell-cell adhesion.
AGGAGGAGGGGUCGACGAACGAGAGAGUCGGGAGGGAGGUACAGAAGGAAAAGGAGUGGCCUUCUGCUGAUAGUCGCCCUCUCUACCGGAGUAAAGUCUUCUCUCAGUGGCAGCUUACAGGAGGGAAAACAAACCAGAAGUUUUGAGAUACAGAGCAGGGAAGGAGAAAAAAAGAAAAGACAGAGCUGUCCUCAAACCGAAUUUUCUCCCAGGCUGUACGUGGGUUUUAUACAGUCAUGGCAUCAGCAGCUCCACCAAAAAGGAUGGUGUCUUCUGUCUUCAUCACUCUUGCGUCUCCUCACCAAGCCACUGUGACACAGCAGCAGCCUGUCCUCCAAGCUCACAGUGCUCCGGCCAGAGACAAGCAGCACACUGCUGUACGAGUCAGCCCAAGUGACAACAUCCCCGCCUUCAGACAUAAGAAAGAGGACCACUCACAGUCUGAGUCCUAUGGCAGUGUAGACAGCAAAGACUGGACUCGUACGGCCCGAACUUCAGACCCUCAGAGCCCAAAACCUGCCCAACCUGGACCCAGCAGAGGAACACUGCAAGAAGAUUACAUAGGUGCUGCAGAGUUCUUGCCUCCUCCUCCUCCUCCUCCUGCUGCCGCACUGCCUUCAGCUGUGGGAACAUCGCUCUCUGAAGAAUCAGCACUUCCACCACCUCCUCCAGCCCAGUCGCCUCUCUUCCACCCUAUGACCCCCGGCCGGCAGCCAGUUUACAACAGACAGGUGGAAACAAGCACACCAUCUAGUGGGUUAAAACAGGAUGAACAGUCCCAUGGGAUCCAUAAAAAUGGCCAAGACACAAGCAGGGAGAGUAAAGAGGUGUGUGGCUUCUGUCGGAAACCCGUGGCUCUUUCUGAACCUGCCAUAGAGGCCUUAAACAGGACAUACCAUGAUGGUUGCUUCCAGUGUAGAUCUUGUCACAUUCCCCUGGCUGGUAAACAGUACUACAACAAGGCAGGAAUCCCACUCUGCGAAGACUGCUACCAGGCCAGUCUGGAACUUUGCUGGGCAUGUGGGGAGGUUAUCACAGAUCAUGUUAUCCGUGCACUGGAGCGAGCGUACCACCUUUCUUGUUUCAACUGUGAAACAUGUAAACAGCAAAUUGGAGAGCAAGCUUUUGCUCAGGGAGAAGUUGGAGAAGUGUAUUGCCUCCAGGACUAUUACAGGAAGUAUGCUCCAAAGUGUAAUGCCUGCAACCAGCUAAUCAUUCCAAAAGAAGAUGGUACUGACAGCUAUAAUGUUAAAUGCUUGGGACGCUCCUACCAUGAGAACUGCUACAGGUGUGAGGUCUGUGUCAUCCAGCUCUCUCCUGAACCAAAUGAGCGUGGCUGCUAUCCUUUGGAAGGGAAGAUGCUUUGCAAAUCUUGCCAUCUGAACCUGGUUUCAGGCCAGCACUAACACUGGCCUUACAGCCCGGGAUAAACUGCAACAUUUUUUUUUUCUUUUUUACAAUACAUCAUGCUUUCUGAAGAUUCUCUUUUUCUUCUUUUAUACUUGAUAAUUUUGCACUCGAACUACAAAAUGCACCAAAUAUAUUUAUGCAAUAGCCUUUAUAAAAACAUACUGCAAGCAUUAUUUGAUCUUUUGUAAACCUCAAUCAGUAUACUGUUUCUCACA